Messenger RNA from Panicum virgatum (switchgrass), 1146 nucleotides. Its product is annotated as phosphatidylinositol N-acetylglucosaminyltransferase subunit P-like. Bases 79 to 618 code for a protein of 179 amino acids. The record is from RefSeq and is a predicted model, not a curated record. NCBI's taxonomy places the organism in Eukaryota, Viridiplantae, Streptophyta, Magnoliopsida, Poales, Poaceae. The transcript is spliced from 3 exons.
UUUGAUGGUAGCCCAUCUGUUCACUUGGCCCAUGAAGAGCAAAGGCCCUUCCCCCUUGUGCACUUCGCUGUUGCCGAAAUGGACAAUGUGGUGCGGAAGAUGAGGGAGUGGUCGCCGCCGCCGCCGGCGUCGCCGUCGCUGGUGGUUCACAGCCCCAGGCAGACGGUCAGCCGCCUCCGCAGACGCCGAGCCCACCGCGACUGGGAUCCCUCCUCGGGGUCCCCCUCCUUCGCCGCCCGCGACCACGGCCCCAAGCCGUCGGAGGUGUACGGCUUCGUCGGAUCCAUCACCACCGUCAUCGCCACCGCCGUCUACCUCGCUUGGGCCUACACGCCCGAACCCUGCCUCCGUUCCCUCGGCAUCACCUACUACCCUAGCAAGUACUGGGCAUUGGCGGUGCCAUCGUUCGUGAUUGUUGCGGUGGCACUGUCCAUGGUCAUCUAUAUGGGUCUCAACUUCCUCGCCACUCCUCCCCCGACUUCCUUCAGCACUAUCUUCGAUGAAAAUAGUCGGGAGCGCAUCGUGUUUUCUCCUGCAUUGGAAGAGGAGAAGCCCAUCGAUCCCAUUUCAGACAUUAGUGUUGUUCAGACCAACAAUCUUAUGUUUGGUAAAACCUGAUUGCUCAGAAGAUUGGAGUACCAAGAUGGAGAAAUACAUUAAGUGAACUUUCAGUUUGCCUUCAUAAGAAAUCGGGGAAAUUGAACCUUCAGGAUUUUUUUUUGUGUGUUAAAGAACCCCCAGGCUUCCCCAGUUCCCCUGUGUACAACUUAACGUGUAUCUUGUGUAGUAAUGCAAUGUACGGUACUGUACUCCCACCGUUCCAAAUUGCAGGUCGUUUGACUUUUUCAAUCCCAAGUUUGGUCACUCGUCUUAUUCAAAAAUUUGUGCAAAACAUCACUUUUUUUGUUAUGGCUUACUUUAUUAAUACAAGUUCUUGAAGAAUGGUGUAAAUUUGACUAUGUUUGCAUAAAUUUUUUGAAUAAGACGAGUGGUCAAACUUGGUGUCAAAAAAGUCAAAUGACCUAUAAUUUGGAACGGAGGGAGUAAUAGAUUUUUUUUUGUCUGUAUGAUAGUUCUUUCCUCAGCACAGUUCACCUCUUUGUAAACCAUUUUCCAUCGGCUUGUUAAAUUGAUGGCUUGAUGGCU